Messenger RNA from Trematosphaeria pertusa, 1818 nucleotides. RefSeq lists its product as uncharacterized. NCBI's taxonomy places the organism in Eukaryota, Fungi, Ascomycota, Dothideomycetes, Pleosporales, Trematosphaeriaceae. The transcript has a single exon. The record is from RefSeq and is a predicted model, not a curated record. Bases 281 to 1633 code for a protein of 450 amino acids.
GUCCCGAAUUGGCAAAGCGCUAUCCCGACAUCGUACUACCAAUGUUGCUCCAGGGCGGAGCUAGCUCGCGCUCUUCACCCCCCACGAUCAACCAGGCCUUCAUCACUUAGUCGAUUAACCAGUACAGACCCAGCGCGGCACCCGGUCGAGUAGCCAUUGGGGACUGCAUCCGGUGAAAUGUCGUUUGCUACCUACCCUCCCGACCCGAAGCCCGACCCGAAGCAUAUCAAGCAAGGUACAAUGCGUCUUCAAUUCAACACUCACCUACCGUUUGCGCAAUAUGGGCUCGUCAACUCGAUCUCUCUACUGCGAAGAUCCGCAGGCAAAUCAUCAAUCCGCCUUAGAUCCUUUGUCUGCCUUCAAGGAGACCCAACAAACAAAAGACAAUCUUCCACCACACCAACGGCUACUCUCAGACGAAGAGCUUGCUCUUACAAAUAAAAAACCACAAUUACCAACAAACAAGACACUAAGCUCUAUAUCUGGCCCAUCCUCCACCGGCAUCCAUGGGCACCACAUACCGGACACAGAUCCUUGUUUCAUAGCGGAACUGUGGGACGCAGUGCUUCGCGACAUGGAUACCGCGCCGUUGUCAACCCAAGACCUCACCACCAUCACGAACUCUCCACAUGCAUUCGGCAUUCCAAGCGACAUUUCCGACAUAAACUACGAGACUCUGCGCACCACCAUCCUGUUCCCCGACGAUCCACUAGGCUCCAACACCAACGAGCAGCGCUAUGCAACAUACCAGGAGCAAUUCCCCCACCUGCACGUAUGGCUCGACCCCGCCUCUUCAGCGGAGAUUCUCCCAGCGCUCAAGGCUAUAUUUAGCACGACAGUGGCAGACAUGAAAGCCUAUGCGUUUGAGGUCUUGUUUCGGGCCGGCGAAUCCUAUAUCCAGGACCAGAGCUCAGGCAUCAGACGGGUUGCAGAGGAGACGCUGAAGUUCGGGCCGAAACGUGCUGGCAGUGGACAUGUUGUGUCGAACGACGCAGACAGGAUGGUGCAGCCGCCGAAAAUUCUCGGUCAUCAGAUACCGCCUGUCAGCGGCAGGCUAUCCCGGGCCGUGACCAGUGUGUUCUCUCCCAGCAAGAAGAAGCAUGCGUCCAGCGCAAAUAUCAAUACCCAGGCCGACGGCAUCCGCAUCUUCUGCGUCUACUACCUGGCCCAUAUCUCGAACAAGCCGUUCGCUUUCCAGCGCAACCUUCCGACAUGGACUCCAAAGGAUCCGCGAUUCACUCCCUAUCUUUCUAUCUACGUCGAUCGCGAGCCGGACAACUUCUACACCAUGGAUGAGCUGAAGAUUGCUUCAACCGUUAUGGUAUACAACCAAUGGUUGUUGCGCGAACGUGCAGCGAAGAAGAAAAAUUUCCACGACAACGCACAUCAACUCCCACUCUGUCACUGGAGCAUCAAGAUCUCGUCCUUUGACUGGGGUCUGUACGUCACGAGGCCUUCCAGCAUGAAAGAGUGGAAGGGAUCAAAGGUUCAGGAAGUUUAUUGUCGUCGCCUUGAACUACAGACGCUCCAGUUCCUGAUGGCUACUAUCAACGACAUCCACUUCUGGGCACUGACUAAGUAUACGCCGGCAUGCAAGGAGCUUAUUGGAGCUAUGAUGGGUACGGACUUGUGAAGGGAGUGCAGCCGGGACGCCAGAUGGCCAAGGAAAGCACGGUGGCGUUAUUGAGAGUUGGGAAUCGGUAUCAGGCUCAUGGGGUUUGCACCGGUCUUGCAGGGAAACUCUGCAUCUGUGAACGGAGGUUAUUAGUCUAAAACUCCACCCUUCCUCUAGCUGUAGAUGCAGGAGUUCCAGUGCAC